Nothobranchius furzeri (turquoise killifish) is the source of this 3711-nucleotide messenger RNA. Its product is annotated as perforin-1. The record is from RefSeq and is a predicted model, not a curated record. Gene Ontology annotation, cellular component: membrane. Gene Ontology annotation, biological process: T cell mediated cytotoxicity; defense response to virus; immunological synapse formation. Lineage: Eukaryota; Metazoa; Chordata; Actinopteri; Cyprinodontiformes; Nothobranchiidae. Gene Ontology annotation, molecular function: wide pore channel activity; calcium ion binding; pore-forming activity.
AAUCUGUCCCAUCAGGGGAAACUCUGCAUCCCGUCAUCUUAUCCACUCCAGAAUUCUUCUCCAUCAUCACACUCACACCCCACUUGCAUCAUUAAUGGCUUACAUUCAAUAUCAAUAUCAAAUAUUUAAUCAUUUUUCCUACGCUAAAAUAAACUGUUGAAAUGUGCUGCUAUAACUAUUCAAGAUGACCUAAUCUAUGCAUUUCCGGCUCAUGCAAUUGAAUUCUGCUCAGGUUAGGAGUUUCUAAUGUUAUGCUGUCCCGUAAAUUAAGAAGAUUUUGAUCCACAGGGAAACUGCACCAGUCAUUAGGCGUAACAAAAACAAUAAACUGAAAGGAUUUAACUUGAACUCUUGCACAUUGCACGACGAAGCUCGAUAAAACAGUCUGGAAACCUUCUGUGGUGAACAAGCCAUUUAUUUUUUCACACAAUGACCACGUGUGACCUGCUCAAGCAUUCAGCUUUCCACAUAAAUUUAACACAUGACUAGGUAUAUUCCACCAACCCCUCUUCGGUUUCUCACCUAUGGCCUCAACCCAAACACCUUAGAGAAACGAAACGUACUUGUACUGAUCAGCCAAUUAAAAUCCGCCUCGUUUUUCACACUAAUAGGCAUCCCACCAACAGAUUAGAUCUGACAAGAGCAGGCGCCAGCACUCGCGGACUAUAGGGUGAGUUUCUGACGAACGGAUGCUUUCGAAAUGUACAGAAUGAUUUUAGUAGUUUAGAAACUCUUCUUACAUCCUCCGGGGACCCUGUGUCCUCUUAAGAGAUGAUUUGGCGUCUUCUACUAUAAUAAUUUACUUUCUUCCGCUUUGACCUGUUUUAGUUAUUUAGGAAAUGUUUAAUUUCAUUUGAAAUUAGUCAAAAAUUUAUUUUUGUUUAAGAAAUGUUCUAAUUAUUUUUCUUUAAUUUUGACAGUGCCCAUUUAUUGUAUUUAUCAGGUCUCACUAAUAUUCAGGCAUAUCAUUUCUGUCACUGUUUAGCUCAUUUAACAUAAGUUAGGGGCAUAAUUUUGAAAAGGCAAUGGUUUUACCAAUGGUGUUAACAUUUUUUGCCAUUUUGUUCUAAAUUGAAAAUAACUUUUUUGAUAUUUUAUUCUUUUGUCAACAGAAAAUACAUUUUUUUCAGUCUGCAUCAUAUCCAACAUGUUCUUGUUGACCUUUUCCACCUGUGCCAGCCUUUUGCUGGUCUUUCCACCGUGCACACAUCAGUUGUGCAGAUAUGAGACAUCCACACAGUGCGAGGAGGCUGAAUUUGCUCCAGGUUCCAACUUGGCUGGUGAAGGUUUUGAUAUCACCAAAAUGGAGCGUAAAGGAGCCUUUGUGCUUGAUAUGAAUAAGUGGAAACGCAAGGAUAAAUCUUGUAUGUUGUGCAUCAACCCUUAUCUGGACAACAAAAAGCAGAAGCUGCCCCUGUCCGUGGUGGACUGGAGGGCCAAACAAUCCUGCAGCGCUAAGGUCUCCUCCAAACUUUACAAGUCCAGUGAGGCUCUGGUCAGAUCCAGCUCCUCCUCUGUGGAAAACAACUGGAAAUUAGGCUUAAAUUUUCAGACUUUAAAAACAGGCGCCUCGCUGAUGUUAGCUGGAACAAACUCUAAACUGGCUGACUACUCCAUGGAGAAAACUAAGAGUGACAAGUUCAGCUUUGCAAGUGUCAGCAUGUCCUGUGAGUAUUACAGCUACCGAGUGUCCGGAUCUCCCAAACUGCACCAAGAAUUCGGUAAAGCUGCAAAGCGACUUCCUAAAGUUUACAGCUCAGAAACCAAACAACACUUUUACAAACUGAUUGAUACAUUUGGCACCCAUUACAUCACCAAGGUGAAACUUGGAGGAGAUGUUCACUCUGUCACCAGCAUCCGGCAGUGUCAGGCCAGCCUGCAGGGGCUCAGCGCCGAGGAGGUGCAGAUGUGCCUCGCUGUCGAGGCAUCUGCGAGCUUCAGAGCCACGAUAACAACCGAAUCUAAACACUGCAAAAAGGACAUACAGAAAUCAGACAGUAAGGCAGCAUUCUCCAACCUCUUCAAUGACAGAUUCACAGAAAUAAAGGGGGGCCACACCACAGAGCCAGACCUCCUCUUCUCUGCUGAUAAAAGUCCAUCAGCCUACAAGGAAUGGCUCAGCACCAUACCACAGAACCCUGAUAUAGUCUCAUACUCCCUGGACUCUCUGCAUGAACUACUGCCCGCUGACACAAAAACACGGCAGAAUCUGCGCUCAGCCGUCACUCAUUACAUCCUGGAGAAAGGCCUGUGGAAGAACUGCAGUGAGUCUUGUAAGACUGGAGUUAAGAGCGACUCGAGGGACUCCUGCGUCUGUCAGUGCCACAACAAUCCUGCUGUGAACUCAGACUGCUGCCCGACUCGUAAGGGCAUGGCUCGGGUCAUCGUCAAAGUGCAGCGAGCCGCUGGUCUGUGGGGUGACUGGUUCACAUCCACAGAUGGCUUCGUGAAGGUGUUUUUCAACAAGAUUGAACACCGCACCCAUGUCAUUACCAACAACAACAACCCACACUGGGACAUGGUGAUCGACCUGGGUGACCAGGAUCUGUCCUCAGUAAAUAAAGUCAAAUUUGAAGUUUGGGAUCAAGACAGCGGCUGGGAUGACGACCUGCUCGGAGCGUGUGAGAAGGUUUUAACUGCAGGAGUCAAACAGGAUCUCUGUUAUCUCAAUCGUGGUCAGCUGUUCUACAAAUUGGAGGUGACGUGCGCUCCGAGUCUGAGUGGUGACUCGUGCAUGGACUAUAAGCCAUCGCCAAUGAAUCAAAGUCUGAGGAAGCUGUACGUGUCCCGUCACGCCCGUCCUAUUCCAAAGGCCAUGCUGCUGGAGAUGGGUGUGUUUGUGAACGAGUCUUGGCAGAACCAGAGUCUUCCUGUUAAAACACAAAACAAGAUACAAAAAUAGUUUGUUAAAUUAGAAGAUCUGCAGCAAACAAAAGUACCAGACCUACCCGUCAGAAAGUCAUUAUUCUGAUGUCAUUUGAAGUGCUUGAAAACUGAAGCAAAAUAGAAAAAUUAAGUAUGGAUUACUGCUGAUUUGAUCAAACUGUCACACAUGGAAGGAUUGUGGCUAGUAAAGGUCCUGCAGCUUGUUGUAGCUUUUACUUUUAUGUGUUUUAUUUGGGAAACACUGUUUUAGAUUUUUUUUUUUUUACCUGAAAUAUAAAGCAGUGUUUUUGAUAUCUAUUCACUUGGCUGUUUUCAUGGUUGAAGUGCUUUGUGAAGACAGGCGUCUGCAAUAAUCCGUCUUUAUUUUCAACAAUGUGUUUUUUAUUUUGUCAGUUUUUGUGUGUUGAUCUCUUUGACGCUGUUCCUCAAAAUGAAUAAAUGAAGCUUUGCAUCUUGAUGCUGUUUCUUAAAUGUGUCUUUGCGGUAGACAAUAACAAGAAAAGGCUUUAUUUAAUGAGCUCAUAUCUUACUCAGAGACAAUUCAAUGUAUUUGCGAUGACAAAUCAAUUAUUUUAUUUUACCUUUUUUAAAAUCAUUCAGGGCAAAAAAAGGAUAAAGUGCAGCAAUAGCCUGUAUUUGAUAUCUCAAUCAAUCAAUCAAUCAAUCAAUCAAAUAUACUUUAUUAAUCCCAGAGGGAAAUUAGAGUUUCAGUACACAGAAUUCAGAGAUCAGACAUACAUGGGCAAGACACAUGACAAGAAUUGGUGACUGUGGUCAUUCGCAACCCCGAGUCGCGCUACCUUAAUAGACAUAAGAGGGUUUACA